This is a messenger RNA of Syngnathus typhle (broad-nosed pipefish), 2301 nucleotides long. RefSeq names its product WD repeat domain 27 (gene wdr27). The transcript has 23 exons. Lineage: Eukaryota; Metazoa; Chordata; Actinopteri; Syngnathiformes; Syngnathidae. The record is from RefSeq and is a predicted model, not a curated record. The coding region runs from base 1 to 2301 and encodes 766 amino acids. Gene Ontology annotation, molecular function: protein binding.
AUGAUAGUUGAAAGGUUCAAAUUGACUUGUGACAGACUUGUAUCGUACCAGCGGCUGGCUUGUAGUUGCGAUUACACUGGUAUCCCUCUGAAUAGCAAGGACAUUCUCAUUUACAGUAAUGUGGACGUGGAGCAAAAGGCCUUACUGCUCACUGGCCAUCAUGGUGAAAUCACCUCUAUGACUUUUGGGAAAAAGAACUCACCUGUCCUUUUCUGUUCUGCAUCUGCUGAUUAUAUAAUCGUCUGGAAUGUAGAAGUGUGCCAGAGAAGAGUGAGCCAAGGUCAAAUUGCAGCCGGGACAAUUAUUGGAAGCCUACCAGGUGAAGUGGUCCAUAUUUCCUUCUGUUCGUCUGAUGAAAGAGUGGCUGCAUGCUCUGGAGCCACUGCAUAUGUUUUCAGCUCACAGAAACAGGAAACAAUCUCAACGUUAACUGGCCAUUUGGGUCCUGUAACGUCAGCAGAGUUUUGCUCGUGGGAUGAAAACAUUCUUGUCACCACAUCAGAGGACCGAACAUUUAAGGUAUGGGAUCUACAAACCGAAUCAGUUUUCUACCAGUCUUUUGUACUGUCAGCUUCUCCUCUGCUCAGUGUGUUCUUCAUGAAGGAAAAUGGACACAUAAUCACCGGCUCCACAAAUGGACAGGUUUGGUGCUUUUCUCUCCAGGCUGACUUUUCUUGUCAGCUCGUGACCAAAAUAGACCUUCACAAAAAUGACCAACGACAUCAAGCAGGUGUUGGGGAAAAGUCAUCAGAAGUAGAAAUUUUAGUACCUGUCCUCAAAAUAGUUUCUUUUGGCUCAUGUAAUGGCAACACAGAUACAGAGAAAAGGGACGGGAGCUGGUUAUGUGUUGGAAGUACUGAUGGUCUGUAUGUAGUCAACCUGGCUACAUCAGAGCUAGUAACUGUUUUACAUUUCAGAGAUUACCCCAAUUUGAGCAUCUCGAUGGCUGGGUCUUGGGUCUUCUCUGACAAACAUAACAACUCUAUGCUGUUUUUAGUGAGCUCUUUGUUUACUCCAUGUGUGGCCCUGUUGGAGUUCUGUUUGGGUGACGUAAAAAGAAUCCAGGCGGGAAGUCAAGGCUUUUCAAUAUUUCCAAGUUCCCCCCCAUUGCUGGAGUCACCUCUCAAUGCUGAGUUGAAGAAGAAGGAGCCCAAUCAUUUGAAGAAAAAAGGUGGUUUAAAGGAACAGCCGCUUGUCUUUCACUCAAAGGUGAAAUCAUCUGGAUACACAAGCUCCCCAAGAAAGCUUCUUUAUUCACCCAAAACAACUGCUGCGAAAAGUAAGUCCUCAGUGAAGACUAAUAAAAACAAAGGUUCAUUCCUCAAGGAUUACCCAGAAGACACUGCCGCACCUACAGUUCUUCAUGUCAAUUUAAGUAUUUCAAGCAAGCCAGUGUAUUGCCUGCAGUACUCAGGCGAUGGAAAGCAAAUCCUGUGUGGCCUAGGUGACAACUCUGUGUUUAUGUACAAGUCUUCCCUUACUGGCAAUCCAGCUGUCUAUACAGGGCACGACAAGCCAGUGAGCAGUGUGAGCUGGAGCCUCAACAGGCAGUACUGGUUAAGUGCAUCACAUGACCAGACUCUGCGACUUUGGACUCAUGACAUCCUGGAGCCUGCUGUUAUCAUGAGUAAAAAUAUGUCCUCUAAACAUAUCAAAGCUGCCCAGUUUUAUUACCUGGACAAGUUUUUGCUACUUGCAUUGGGAGACUCACUACACCUGUAUUUGUAUCAUGUGGAUGUCACGCAUGAUGAUAUCAAAAGAUAUCAGCAGCGGAGUUUUGUCAAAUUGUCAAGCUGCUUUUCAACAUCCGCAGGUGCCGAUAUUACAGACUUGUCUGCUAUCAAUGAUUUCUUCGCAUACAUUGUUCUGGCAUGUACUUCCAAUCGUUCCAUUCAAGUGUUUGACAUGAACAAAGGGAUAGUCGCCGCAGAGGUGCCCGAUGCUCACAGCAGAGCCGUCCACUGUAUAACACAAAACAAGGGCUCAAUGUUCAGCACACAGGCACCAGAAUCGUAUAACCUCUUUGUCACGAGUGCAAUCACGGAUGGCUUGAAGAUGUGGGACCUUCGCACACUUAGGUGUGUACGCCGUUACGAUAAUCAUGUGAACCGCUGCCAUUCCUGCUCUUCCGCCAUUUCGCCGUGUGGUCGAUUCAUAGCGUGCGGCUCAGAGGACAAAUGUGCUUAUGUUUAUGACAUAAGAAGCAGCAGCUACCUUCACAAGCUUCAGAGACACUCUGAGACGGUGCUAAGUGUGACCUUCAACCCUGCUACUCCACAGGUAAGAGAUAAGGUGAUUUAG